Messenger RNA from Asparagus officinalis (garden asparagus), 539 nucleotides. RefSeq names its product 17.8 kDa class I heat shock protein-like. Gene Ontology annotation, biological process: protein complex oligomerization; response to salt stress; response to heat. Lineage: Eukaryota; Viridiplantae; Streptophyta; Magnoliopsida; Asparagales; Asparagaceae. The record is from RefSeq and is a predicted model, not a curated record. The transcript has a single exon. Bases 69 to 539 code for a protein of 156 amino acids.
CGGUGCUCUAAUUACCGAAGUCCGAAGAAGUUGAAGAAUUUUUCAUCUUGAGAUCAUUCUGUAGAGAGAUGGCUUUGAUCCCUCGAAUCUUUGGUCAGAGGAGCAAUGUCUUCGACCCCUUCUCCCUCGACGUGUGGGAUCCCUUUCAGGGCUGGCCUUUCGACACCUCUCGCACCAGCGGUGCUCUCAGCGACACCUCUGCCUUCGCCAACACCCGCAUCGACUGGAAGGAGACGCCCGAGGCGCACGUCUUCAAGGCCGAUCUUCCGGGGUUGAAGAAGGAAGAGGUGAAGGUGGAAGUCGAGGAGGGAAGAGUGCUUCAGAUCAGCGGAGAGCGCAGGAAGGAGCAGGAGGAGAAGAAUGACAAGUGGCAUAGGGUUGAGAGGAGCAGCGGAAAGUUCUUGAGGAGGUUCAGGCUGCCGGAGAAUGCCAAGGUGGAUCAGGUGAAGGCGACGAUGGAGAGCGGUGUGCUCACGGUGACUGUGCCCAAGGAGGAAGUUAAGAAGCCUGAGGUGAAGGCUAUUGAAAUCUCCGUCUAA